AUACGGAGACUUCAGUGAGGUUUGUACCGUGAGAGUGUGCGUGUCGUUGGUGAGACGAUGAGCAAUUAGGUGGAUGUGAAGUUAUAUUGGAUAAAUUGAAAAAUAGUGGUGGAUUUUAAAUUAAAUAAUAAAUAGGAAUUUUGUGAAUAAGUGCCCAAGUGAAGAGAGAAAUAAAUUUUUAAUUUACCUGGUGCUUUGUUGGCAUUUUUUCAACAUGACCCGUGGAUUUCUUUUAAUAGCCCUAUUGUUUCUCUUCAUCUCGCAAAUGGACGCCUUGACUCUUGAGGAAAAAAUUCGCGAUGAUCCGGACCUAUCACAGUUUUAUUCAUUACUCGAAAGGAAUCAAAUUGCAAGCACGGCACUCAACUUCCGGGCGUUGACUCUCUUUGCACCCACCAAUAAAGCAUUCCAGCGCUAUUUUGGGAAUAAAACCUAUGUCCUGUACCACAUGUUAACUGUGGCAAGUACUUUGGAGCAAUUGAAACCAUCUGUGACUUCGGAUAUGGAAGGAAAUCCCCCGUUGUACAUAACAAGGAGAAGACACCAAAAUAUAGAUCAGAUAUUUGUCAAUAAUGCACUAAUUAUAAAGUCACGAUCCAAUGUACAGCUCAUUAAUAAGGAAGGAAAAAAGCAAAUUUUACAUGUGAUUGAUGAUGUCCUGCAACCAUUAACAACAAUCCCAUCAUCAACGGUGGACGUCCACAAUCCCGAUGCAUUCCAAUUCCUCACGUUUUCCGAAAGUUUGGACAUCGGACAGCACAGGGUACGAUCCUAUAGGCAGAAAGUGAUUCUGCACAAGAAGGAGUAUCUGUACCAAACUCCAGGAGCACAUACGUUUUUAAUUCCUGUCGAGGAGGGGUUCAAAUCACCCCAUAGACCCGAUAUGAUUGACCGAAAAGUCGUCGAUGGGCACAUUAUACCGAAUAGGACGGUAUUCACAGCGGCAGCUCCGCUCGAUGAACCCCUCCCGACAGCUGCCUUUGAAGACAAUUUGAAAGUGUUGAUCACAUUCUUUUCCCAGACGGAUGGGAAGAAUAUAAAAACGUACGUAAAGUCACAGACACUCAUUGGUGAUUCUGUGCAUGCUCCUGGAGUGGUGCUCUCAGAAAUUGUGAGAGCCAACAUCCCCGUGGAAAAUGGGGUGGUGCACUUGAUUCAGCGACCAUUAGUCAUAGUCGACACCAAUGUGAUUCAAUUUCUCGAGGAAAAGGAGGAUGGGCCACUUUCGAAAUUCUUCGAAGUCAUUCAAGAUUUUGGCUCGGAAUUCGUUCAGCAGAUUCGUCGGAUGAAGGAUGUGACCCUCUUUGCGCCAAGCAAUGAAGCUUGGAGUGAUUCCAAUUUGAACAACAUCAUCCGGAAUCGGGAACGCAUGAGAGAAAUCCUCAACCUUCACAUUGUCCGCGAUAGACUCAACACGGAUAAAAUUAAAACAAAUAAUCUCAAUCAGAUUAAUCAAGUUCCAACACUGGUGGAUCGACGAUUUCUCUACUUCAAUAUUUUCACAAAUCGUGACCGAAAUCAGACGAUAACAGUGGAGGGUGGUGGUGUGAAUGCCACAAUAAUUCAAGCGGAUAUUGCGGCUACAAAUGGUUUCGUUCACAUCAUUGAUAAAGUUUUAGGUGUACCGUAUUCUACAGUUUUGGAUAAAUUGCGAACGGAUCCAAUGCUAAAAUACACAUUCAACAUUGGAAGUCAUGGGAGAUUCAACGAGCAGCUGGCGGAGAAAACCAAGAGAUUUACAUAUUUUGUACCGAGAGAUAGAGCUUGGAAAAAUUCAGAAGCUGUCUACCCUAAUGCUCUUCAGAAGCUCUUCCAGCGAGAAUAUGCACAACAAGCUACUGAAAUAUUAGGACGUCACCUCAUCGUUGGGGACAGAGCCUUCACAAUGGGGGAGUUGCGACAAUUUGCCAAUCAAACGGCUGAAUUGCCUACGGUGAGAGGAAUGCUGAGGAUUCGUGUUAAGGAGGAAGAUAGACCGGAGGAGUACUAUUUGCAACCACAUAGUUUUGGCUACUCAAUUCUCUACAACAAUCGGUGGAUUCAAGUUUAUCGGCCAGAUGUGGAGUGCACCAAUGGUAUUAUUCACGUUAUCGACUUUCCCCUUUUGGAUGACACAGAUUCCAUAAUUAGUGGAGCAUCAUCAAAAUAUCUACCGCUCUCCUCGUUGGCACACCUCCUCCUCGCCCUCCUGCUUAUGAGGUUCCUCAUUUAAGUUAUGUUCUAAUGUGCGCGACAAAUUGCCAAUUGAUAUUAUAUGGUACACGAAAGCGGAAAAAAAUAAAAUCAUGAAAGACUAAACGAGGGAUAACCCAGGGACUUUGUGGGAGGACGCGGUUGAGUGCAAAAUAAUAUGUGUGCGGGCAUUCCUAUCAUGAAAAUUCUCGGGAUAAAUAAAUAAGUAGUUUAUCAACAAAUUCUCAUACAUAAUCAUGAUCGUCGUGUGGAAAUUUAACUUGAAUGUGCUUCAAUGCCAAAAAUACAAGAAAGCAUUACUUCACAUCUAAAGAGAUUACGAUGACAGUCUAUCAGGAAAAUCAUCUCGGAUUAGGGAUAGUGAAGAGGAUGAUAAUGUGCUAACAUAUAAGUAUCGUCCUGUGAAACGCACAAUCGACACAUUGUGAGGAUGUUUUUGGUGGAUAAAAUAUUUGGCAAUGGGGUAAAAGCUUCCCUAUUUGCCCAGGGUUUUCUUUGUCAAUAACUCUUAUCGUACUCCUCAAUGAGAGAGUUCUAUAUAUGUGGAGAUAUAUAUGUGGGAUGUGUGUAGUACCAAGGAAGAGGCGACAUAGCAGCAUUUGUGUCAAUAUUUCGACAUGCUUCAGGAAGAAAAGGCAUGCUUUUGAGACGCUUUGCGGGAAACUAAUAUUUAAUUUAUAUACGCGACGAAUUAUUUAUAAUAUGUAUGUGAGUUGUAUUUUCUUUAUAUAACCUUCCUCUAUAUUUACAUUUUAAAGUUUCUUCUAUUAUGUAGGGGACUUUUGUCCCGGGGAGAAUUGAGUGAAUUUUAUUUGUACAAAAAUAAGGAAAUAAAAGAGUUGAGUGUGGCUAUUUUUAAUCCGAGAUGAAUUUAUACUUAAUGUUAUAAUUCUAAAUUCAUGAGAAUAAUAUUACAUCUUAAAAUUAAGAACUUGUUCCUUUGAAAUUGGGCAAAAUACUGCAAUUUUCCCAAUUUUGAAUGUUUAUUUUUAUGGAAAACUUUUCAAUAUAAAAAAUAUUUUUAGUAUUAAUCCUGUGAAAUUAAUCUAAUAAAUUCAAACAAUUCUCUGUGUUUUUCCUGGUUUAUUGCGAAGCAUUUUUGCCCAAUUUCAUGUUCAAGUUAUUUCAUAGAAUUUUCGUACAAACUCAAAUUGGCAAUGAUUUUUAUCUCCAAAUUCAAGUGAAAAUUAUAAGAUUAAAAAAAUUAUAGGUCAUCAAAUUAAAUUUAUAUACAAUCAAAACUAGUCUCGAAAUUGAAGAUUGAAUUGCCAAUUUGAAUUUUAUUAAAAUAAGAAAAAAGAUUUUGUAUAAAGACCAAUUUUUUUCAUUAUUUUAAAAACGUUUGAUGACAAAGAAAAAAAAAUGAAUCUCCUACCCACUUCUUAUGGCGGGUUUUACAUGUUCUUACAACAAAAGAUAAGUAUGAAAAGAAAAUGCUAAAUAUUAAAAAGAAAUAAAAACAUGAAAAAUGCUGGGAAAUUAGAAAUUAUGAUAUCUAAAAGUAAAAUAUACAUAGGUAUUAUAGAGAGAUGUGUGGAUGGUAUAUUUUAGAGUAAAAAAAAUUAGUGAAAAAAAAUAUGAGAAAAAUGCAUUUAGAUAUUUACGAAAAGUUAAUGAAAAACAAAAGAUAUUAGAAGAUAGAAAAAGAAGAAAAAAAGAAACAUAGAAUACUGUCCCCGAUCUUUUAUAAAAUGUAUCUCAUUUCAAAAAUUGUAAUGCUUUUAUAAGAGUCUAGUUUUAGUUAUGAUCUAAAAGAAAAAAAAACAAAAAUAUAUAAAAAGGCAGAUGUAUCUAAUAUCUAUUUUUAAUAGUAGAUUAGAAAUUACGAAAUAAAAAAAUCAUGUUGUUCAUUAAUAGAGAAAAUGAAUUUAGUGUAAUGUGAUUUAAAAGAAAUUGGCUUAAACCAUCUCAUAGAGGUAGUUAAAAAUUAAUAUUUCAUAAAUUACAAAAUGUUCACUUCCAGAAAAUAUUAUAAAUUGACCUACAUGAACCACAUAAGAACCCUUAAACUGCUUUAGUGCCUCAUCACUGUUUCUGUAUAACGUCUAUAUAAAAUAAAUAUAAUAUGGAAUGAAAUCAAAUACAUAUAGCAAAAAUAUGAUGUACGUAUUAUAGAAGAAAAGUUACUGAUGGAGAGAAAAAAAAAAUAGGUAUUUAACGUGUUGGUGUCAGGGGGCAAAAAUUUUAUAAAUGAUAUUUAUUGAUUUUGAAAUAUUCAAUUGCAUCACCCGCGUCAGAAUUUCCCCAUUCAAUUUCCCGCAAUAACACCAUAAAAUUAUGAGAAACACGCGUAUCAUUCAAUUGGAUUAUUAAUCAACGUAAAUCUAAUAAAUUUUGCGUACUGUGAUUAACAAUUUUCAAUACAAUACAACAAAAGGGGAUGAAAUUUUCCAAAUUUGCAUACACAUUCGACCGCAAAUAUUUUCUUUAUAAUACAAUUUUUAUUUAAAGUGAACUGUGGACCUAAUUUUUUAAACACGGAAAUAUCAGUAAUUCUUUAAAAAAAAUACUCCGAGAUUUAGAAUUUUCUACUCUAUUUACAAAAGAACUUUUUACUAUACCUACAUAUUUUUCUUUGAAUUUAAAAGGAAAACAAAAGAUCUUACUGGAUGUGGUCCCAUAUCAAGAUUAAAACAUGAAGUGAUUACGUUUCAUCAUUAGUUUAAAUAAAAACAGAAUCUCAAGACAUAAAUGAAAAAAUUGGAAGAAAAUUUAUAAAAGUCCAAAUAAAAUUUUCUCGUCAUGAAAAUUUCUCUUUUAGUGAAAUAUGUUGAAGAUGUGGAGCAACAUAAAUUUAAUUUUUGUCACCAAAGGGUGUAAUAGAAGAAAAUUGAUAUGAAAGGGAAAAUUAUGUAAAAUCAAGACUCUCUCGGUACUGCCUGUCUGUUGUACUUACAGUAUAAAACCACCCCCCAUUGUCUUCAAUAGCAAUUUGAGGGCACUGAAGGAGGGAUGAAGAAAUUGUUACAAAGUGGUAGCAAAUGGGUAAUGCAAUGGGAUAUUUAUUGCAUUGACGAGACUCUCGAGAGAAGCUAAAUCCCACCCCUGGAUAGGCGUUAAAGUGUAGAUCAUUGAGCUUUACCAAAAAUGUCCCUCAUCAAUUUUCCACCAUGCAUCGUCCAACCACCAUUGAACAUUUUGUAGUACUAACUCCCCCCUUCCCAACAGGGAAAUACGAUAUAAUAAAAAAACAAAAAAAAAUCCCAGUGUCUUUUGCUCUGUGUUCGGGACAUUUAAGUAAAUUUAUCGUACAAAUUGAACUGUUACAUUCACAACAUUUUUAUGUUUCGGUGUUGUUUUUCCCAUGAGACGGAGGUACAUUCAUAAUUUCAGGGUGAUGAAAAUUCCAAAAUACAUACCUUUUUAUAUAAAAUGAAAAUAGAGAUGUUUUUUGGGGGAGAAAACUUUUACAUUUAAGUGCCGAAUAUAAGUUUUUAAUGUAUGACAAUUGUGUUUGUAAAAAUAACUGAAAAGCUGAUGAAAUAAAAUCUCGUAAUGUG
Messenger RNA from Lutzomyia longipalpis, 5693 nucleotides. RefSeq names its product fasciclin-1-like. Gene Ontology annotation, biological process: extracellular matrix organization; cell adhesion. Bases 215 to 2212 code for a protein of 665 amino acids. The record is from RefSeq and is a predicted model, not a curated record. Gene Ontology annotation, molecular function: cell adhesion molecule binding. Lineage: Eukaryota; Metazoa; Arthropoda; Insecta; Diptera; Psychodidae. Gene Ontology annotation, cellular component: extracellular matrix. The transcript has 11 exons.